Papilio polytes (common Mormon) is the source of this 2617-nucleotide messenger RNA. It is a transcript of the gene EMC1, whose product is annotated as ER membrane protein complex subunit 1. Gene Ontology annotation, molecular function: protein binding. The coding region runs from base 18 to 2246 and encodes 742 amino acids. The transcript has 14 exons. Gene Ontology annotation, biological process: protein folding in endoplasmic reticulum. Gene Ontology annotation, cellular component: EMC complex. Lineage: Eukaryota; Metazoa; Arthropoda; Insecta; Lepidoptera; Papilionidae. The record is from RefSeq and is a predicted model, not a curated record.
UUUUCAGUCAUCCAGAAAUGGGGCUGCUGUCAAUUUAUUUCAAACCCAAUUUUUUGGGUUUAUUAAAAUUUUUAAACAGUAUGAAUUGGUAUAUUGUAUUUUUUAGUUUGAUAAAUCUCUCAAUGUGCAUUUAUGAAGAUCAAAUAGGGAAAUUUGAUUGGCGUCAGACUUACGUUGGGCGUAUAAAGUUUUCACAGUUUGAUACAGUUUCAACCGCUAGGAAGCUAAUAGUGGCUACGGAGGAAAAUGUACUAGCUGCCCUGCAUUUGAAGACUGGUGAGUUGGUGUGGAGACAUGUGUUUGAGAGUGCAUCUACAGGAAAUAUACAAUUGUUGCAUGUCUCUGACAAAGUAGUCACGGUGACGGGCUCCAAUCCUUACCUUGUUAGAGGAUGGGAUUCUACUACAGGUAUACUGCUUUGGGAAUGGUCUAUGACACUUCAAGAUGAUGACCGUGCAGACUUCUCCGAGUGGUGGGUGCACCAGGGCCUGUUGGUGCACAUGCUACCGGUAUUCAACUCACAUGUUGAGGUCACAAUGUAUAACUUGAUGACGGGACAAAACCGAGGUGCUUCAUCCAAAUUGCCCGCUGCUUGGGUUAAUGAUGGAUGUGUACUAAGUCCUCCGUACUACAGUUGUAUAUCAGGCAACAUGGGAGCUCAACGCUUACUUUCUAUAGAUGUCACAUCAAAAACAGUGCAGCUUAUAUCCCAACCGUUGUUCGAUUAUCUCAGUUUGGAUGUAUUUGAAGGAAAUCUGAAACCUUUGGAUGGAAAUAGUGUAAUACCCGCUUUUAUUAUCGAUGAUAAGAAAAUUGUAAUUGUUAAGAAUAACAAUUUUGAAGCGUUGAAUGUUAAUAUAGCAGAUGUAACAGCAAGUUUAACUAUAAUUGAUGGACCAAAUGGACUGAUGGUUUUACAAGUUUGGACAGAUGAUCUGGGUUUCAAAUUAUCAGCUCAUAGUUUAAGCACUGGUAAAGAAGUGCCGGAGAUCAAAUGCCUGGACCAUAAUCUCCGCAUCCCAGAGCCGGAGCUGGGAGCUGUAUUCUGCACUAAGACAGGGAAUGACCAAGCCUGCAGGAUAGUUGUUAAUGGCGCUGAUGAUGCUAUACACUUAAUGCAGCAAGGAGGUAGAGUAUUGUGGAGCCGCGAGGAGGCGCUGGCUAACGUGGUGGCCGCGGAGUUCGUGGACCUGCCUGUCUCUGAUACUGACGCUGCUAUAGAAUCAGAAUUUGACCACAAAGAAGGUUCAAUCUGGGCAGCGUUCUCUCGUCGCCUGCACAGCCAGUAUCAGCAGCUGCAGACGCUGCUCGUCAGUUUACAAUCUGACAGGGACGUGGUGCACUCCAGCACUGAGGACCUGGUCCGGGAUUACUUCAACCUGCAUAAAGUUAUAGUGCUGGUGACUGAAGUUGGAAAGAUAUUCGGAAUAGAUAAUUUGUCUGGAGAGAUAUUAUGGCAUCGUUUCGAGAGCUCGUUGGACACGGAGGCGGUGUCAGUGUUCUCGCGGCGCAGCGCGCGGCAUCCGCCGUACGACGCUUACCUCACUAUUGUCGGCAAACAUCAGGAGUCAGGUAACGGAGUGCUGAUCAGCGUGAACCCGAUAACUGGCGAGUUGUUGGGCGAGCGCGUGCUGCAGCUGGGCGGCCGCCUGCUGCAGAGCGCGCUGCUGCAUCGCCCUGACGAGGAGAAGCUGCACGGCCUGGUGGUGCUCUAUGAUGAUGAGUCAGUACAGGUUUUCCCAAAAUCAUCAGAACCACUGGUAGAUGAUAUGUACCUGUAUGUGGCGGAGGCAGAAACUGCUAAAGUACAAGGAUAUGCACUGAAAUACAACGGCAGAACAGCGAUAGCCCAGAAGAUCUGGUCUUUAGAUCUAGGCAGUAAUGGUCAUCGCAUCGUGAGUGUGGCGGCGCGCCGCUCGCAGCGCACGCACUCGCCGGGCCGCGCGCUCUACGACCGCAGCGUGCUCUACAAGUACAACAACCCCAAUCUGGUGCUCUUCAUCACCGAGGGACCUGAUCCUGUACAUAAAGACACACACCCCGCCGGCAUCGAGUCCACCAGCCUCGUGCUUGCUACGGGACUCGAUUUAUAUUAUACGCGAGUGGCGCCAUCUAAGACAUUCGAUCUUCUGAAAGACGACUUCGACUACCACCUGAUCAGCAUCGUGCUGGUGGCGCUGCUGCUCGCCUCCUACACCACCAAGUACUUCGCCUCGCGCAAGACGCUGCGCAUGGCCUGGAAGUGAUCACACAAUCGCAACCGUAUUGCAAAGGGAUAAAGAUCAAAUUUGAACACACAUGCAACAGGUCAAGGGAGUACGCGAGAAGUAAAUAUUAAAGAAAAUAAUCUAUUGAUCUUAUAUGGAUUUAUAGAUAUAUUUUAAUGUUUAAAACGCAAGGACGGCAAUGCAAUAUUCCGCUUUUUUAAAUAUUCUAAUGUAAUUUUAGUGAAAAUUUUAUUAUCUGUAGCAUUUAGUAGAUAGUUUAACUUGAUGUACAAUGUUAAAUUAAAAAAUGCCUUAUAAUUAUACAAAAACGAGCAAUAAAUUGAACACCAAUAGAAUUUUUUAUAUAAAAAUCAGUAUAAUCUUUUUAUAACAAACAGUGUAAGUGUUUU